GAACAUCCAUGUGACGCAUUUCUCUUUGAAGCAACCAACAGUGUUCGACAUAUUGGACUUUUGUCCAUUUCCUGGGGAAUGCUUGCAGAUAUCGACUUGAAGAGUGAGAACUUGCGUUUUAUGGGUGGCGUCAGAUUCACGGUGGCAGCUGUGGCCUACAUUCUGCGUUAG
This is a messenger RNA of Protopolystoma xenopodis, 171 nucleotides long. Lineage: Eukaryota; Metazoa; Platyhelminthes; Monogenea; Polystomatidea; Polystomatidae. The record is from the annotation of a GenBank genome assembly.